Molecule: messenger RNA, 609 nt
Organism: Spirodela intermedia
Lineage: Eukaryota; Viridiplantae; Streptophyta; Magnoliopsida; Alismatales; Araceae
Source: the annotation of a GenBank genome assembly
AUGAGCGGCCUCACCAAGCUCGGGCUGGUCCUCAUCCCCAUGUUGGGCUUCUUCCUCCUCGCAUUGGCCGCCGAGAUCCUCUACAUGCUUUUCUACUUCCGGAUUUUCCGGGGGGCCGGCGCCGGAGAUCCCGAGCUUGCCGGCGCCCGCAAGUCUCCGGCAAGGCCCACUUCCAGAGGGCUUCUCCUCUGCAUCCUCCGCAGGAAGAACCAUUCCCGCGUGGAACCCACCUCCGUCGUCGUCAACCCCCUGUACUCCGGCGACUCCGCGAAGCCGCCACCACCGCCGCCGCCCCCCGGCGAGAUGGAGAUGGAGAAGUUACAGCAGAUGUACGCUUCCAGAGCGCUGUUCACCAUCAGGGAGGAGGAGGAGGAGAAGGAAGUUCUGGAGUUGGACGACGGCGGGAGAUCCGUCGGCAGCGGCCGAAGGACGGUGGCGGCGGACGGAGAGGUGGUAGAAGCGACGUUUUCCUUCUCAUCCGCCGGCCUCUCCCCGCCAUUCUACACGCCGCCGCCUUCUCCCCCUUGGCCGCCGGAGGCUGACGGCUCCGACGACGAGCACCGCCCACCCUCAGAAGAGGAGCCGCCCACCCCGAGCGGUGGCCAUUAA